Molecule: messenger RNA, 919 nt
Organism: Brassica napus (rape)
Lineage: Eukaryota; Viridiplantae; Streptophyta; Magnoliopsida; Brassicales; Brassicaceae
Product: sm-like protein LSM1B
Exons: 5
Coding region: 348-734 (128 amino acids)
Biological process (GO): deadenylation-dependent decapping of nuclear-transcribed mRNA
Cellular component (GO): Lsm1-7-Pat1 complex; P-body
Molecular function (GO): RNA cap binding
Source: RefSeq, a predicted model, not a curated record
UUUGCCCUUAGCUCUGUAAAAGGGAUAAACGAAGAAUAUAUUUCAAGAGAACCAGUGGUGUCGAUUUUGCUCGCCUGCAACGAUUUUCUCAUCCAAGUUGGAUCGGAUUCGGGUUUUAUAUUUUUUUCGAAGAACCCGUGUCCGUGGUUUCGAUCCAGAGUAGAAAGUCUCAACCUUUUUAUCGCUUUCCUUAAGUUGAAUCAAGAACCCUAAACCUAAAUUUAUCCUUUUUGUUAAAUUUUCGAUUCGUCUGAGUGCUACUCCUUCUCUCAUCAACGUGAUCGGUUGUGUUUUUGUAGAAAGACCAAAACUUUUCUUCAAUUUAGAUCGGAUUAGAGUCAGUGAGGAUGUCUUGGGCUGGUCCUGAAGAUAUUUAUCUUUCGACUUCACUCGCUAGUUAUCUCGAUAGAAAAAUACUUGUGCUCCUUAGAGAUGGUAGAAAGCUUAUGGGAACUCUCCGUUCUUUUGAUCAAUUCGCCAAUGCGGUUCUAGAAGGUGCGUGCGAGAGGGUCAUUGUAGGUGAGCAAUACUGCGACAUUCCUUUAGGCCUCUAUGUAAUCCGUGGAGAGAAUGUUGUUCUGAUUGGUGAGAUGGACACAGAGAGAGAGGAGCUUCCUCCACACAUGAUUCGCGUCUCAGAGACAGAGAUAAAAAGGGCGCAAAAAGUGGAGAGGGAAGCGGGUGAGCUGAGAGGAACAAUGAGGAAGAGAAUGGAGUUUCUUGACUUUGAUUAAGCACUGGAUUUGUGGCCCCAUUCAUUUCUCUUGGCUCGCAAGUUUUAUGAGGAGCCUUUUUUUAGUGUAUGGAUGGAGAGAUAUGUUGGUUUAUAGGUCUCAUUUUCAUUCUGGAAAAAUUAUGACAAACAUAAUAUGUUGUUUGUACUUGUUUUUACCCUUACAAAUUGCAAAUUAUUUUACAA